This is a messenger RNA of Histoplasma capsulatum G186AR, 2128 nucleotides long. RefSeq names its product tyrosyl-tRNA synthetase. The transcript has 3 exons. NCBI's taxonomy places the organism in Eukaryota, Fungi, Ascomycota, Eurotiomycetes, Onygenales, Ajellomycetaceae. Gene Ontology annotation, biological process: tyrosyl-tRNA aminoacylation. The coding region runs from base 19 to 1212 and encodes 397 amino acids. The record is from RefSeq and is a predicted model, not a curated record. Gene Ontology annotation, molecular function: tyrosine-tRNA ligase activity; ATP binding.
CACUCCCACAGCCCAAGGAUGGCAAAAGAAUUAUCGCCCCAAGAGAAGAUCGAUCUGAUCUACCACAAUCUUCAAGAAGUCCUGAAGCCAGAGAUUAUCGAAGAUGUCAUCUUGCGACAAAAUCGCCCUCUGAAAGUUUAUUUCGGUACCGCAACAACCGGCCGCCCACACUGCGGCUACAUCUGCCCCAUGGUAAAGCUCGCCCACUUCCUCCGCGCAGGCUGCCACGUCAAAAUCCUCCUCGCAGACAUCCAUGGCUUCCUCGAUAACCUCAAGGCGCCCAUCGACCUCGUCAACUUCCGCGCCAAAUACUACCGCUAUAUCAUCACCGCCCUCCUCGAAGCCAUCCACGUCCCCAUCGACAAGCUCGAGUUCGUUCUCGGCAGCGACUACCAGCUCUCCUCCAGAUACACCAUGGACCUGUUCCGCCUCAGCAGUGUCGUGACGGAGCACGAUGCCAAGAAGGCCGGCGCGGAGGUCGUGAAGCAGGUCGACAACGCGCCACUGUCCGGCCUGAUAUACCCGCUCAUGCAGGCGCUGGACGAGGAGCAUCUGGAUGUCGAUGCGCAGUUUGGCGGCGUCGAUCAGCGGAAGAUCUUCACGCUGGCGAUGGAGACGCUGCCGCGCGUGGGCUAUAAGGAGCGCGCACACCUCAUGAGUCCCAUGGUACCCGGGCUGGCGGGCGGGAAGAUGUCGGCGUCGGACCCAGAUUCAAAGAUUGAUAUUCUGGAUGCGCCGGAAGUGGUGAAAAAGAAGUUGAAGAAAGCCUAUGCGGUGCCGAAGGAGACGGAGGGGAAUGGGAUUAUUGGCUUUGUGGAGUAUGUGUUGCUACCUGUUAGUGCGUUGGAGAGGGAUGAUGGGAAAGGGAGCUUUGUGGUCGAGAGGAGGGAGGAGGAGGGCGGUCCGAUUGUUUAUUGGAAUAUUGAGGAUGUGAAGAGUGAUUAUCGGGAUGAUAAAUUAACCCCACAACUUCUUAAAGCCGCAGUGACAACAGCGCUCAACAAGCUCCUCGCGCCCGUCCAGGCCUCCUUCCAAGCUAACCCUGACUGGCAAGAGAUCGAGAAGAAAGCAUACCCGCCUCCACCGGAGCCGGAGAAGAAGAAGAAGAAGCCAAAGGAUAAGGGUAGUAGAUACCCUGGUGGUGGCGGUGGCGGUCCACCAAAAGAGGACGCGGGCGGUGUCGAGGAGAAGCUGGAGAAACUGGAGGUUUAAGCAUUUUACUUUCUUGAGUCAUUACGAGGCGCUGGUAAUGCGUAGGAAAUUUUAAUUUGGAGUAAAAAAUAGGGGAUCAAGCGAAUGAGUGAGUGGAGGAGGCGUUUGUAUGGAUGGAGUCUGUUCCUGUCCCCCCCCAAUACUCGUUAGUUGGGCGAAAAAAAAAGGGGGGAGGGGGGCAGGGGAAUAGAAUGCCUUUUGCCCUGGAUGGCCUGAAUGACGGCCGAAGAUUAAACUAUAGAGAACCCUUAUUACUUUCACGUGGGAAAUGACCAGAAAAUAGCUUAUGAAGCGCAGUACAACUAGCUAACCUUUUUCUUUUCCUUUUGCUGGAACAUUGAACAUCGAUGAUAUGAUUUGGCGCUAUAAAAUAUACAGGUAUGUUUGUUCGUAUGCAGGUAGUUUCCUAGGAUUCAAGUUUCAACGUAACCAAGCAAAUCAGCUUCGAUGAAGUUGGGUAUAAACACAGGAUCACAGGUAUCAUGAAAGAUAUACAUCAACGUCAAUUUUCCGUGCCAACCUAAGACUCCAUCCAGCUUCCUCUUAUGAUUGAAUUUAAAAAGGAAGCACCAAUUACCAACCAACCGAGCAGUUGGUCCUUCAGGCGAUGUGUUUUCCUGAGAAAUUUGAAAAGCGCCGCAAGGUGUGCAUGUGGGAGCGAGUGUGAACAACGGCGUCUGAUCGUUUUGAGUUUUUUUCUAUGCACCCCUUUUGAGGACGCCGAGCGCGUCGGCUUCGCGCCGUUGAUUUUGCAUGGCAUAAUAAUAUAGAUCGAGUGGCAGGAGGCGGGCGAUUUGCCAGAGGAUAUGAUAUAGCUUUGGGGGAAAGGAAGCCUGUGCUCUAUCCUUACAUUCCCGUUCCUCUUUCAUGCCCCGUCCAUCCAUCCAUUCAUCCAUCCACAGCGAGGAGCCAAAUU